AAAAACAUUGAAACUCAACGAACAUUCUUUUUUUAUUUAUAUAAAAGGCAGAGGAAGAAGCUGCCAUUAUUCCACAACAAGCCAUAGACAUUGGCAUAAAAAAAAUUCUGUAUCUAUCUCUUGCUGCUGAGAACAACUUUGUUGCAAAUUAUUAAUUAUAUCAAUUUAUCCACAUUCUUCAGAUAUAUAAGCAAAGAUGGGAGAGAUAUCAUCAAGCUUUCAAUUAGGUGUGAUUGGUGCACUUUUUCUUUCAGUGGCUUCCUCAGUCUCCAUUGUCAUUUGCAACAAAGCUUUGAUGAGCAGCCUUGGCUUUCCAUUUGCUACAACUCUUACAAGUUGGCAUAUGAUUGUUACAUUUGGCACACUUUAUGCUGCUAAAAGACUUAAAUUCUUUGAGGCCAAACCCAUUGACAUGAAGACAGUCAUACUUUUUGGCAUUCUAAAUGGUGUCUCUGUUGGAUUCCUCAACUUGAGCCUUGGCUUCAAUUCCAUUGGAUUCUACCAGAUGACAAAACUUGCAAUUAUACCAUUCACAGUAUUGCUGGAAACCGUUUUUCUCAAAAAGGAGUUCAGCCUAAAAAUAAAAUUCUCUCUCUCCCUUUUACUUUUGGGAGUUGGCAUUGCUUCAAUCACAGACCUUCAGCUCAAUUUUCUUGGAACAAUAAUUUCAGUUCUAGCUAUCAUAACAACAUGUGUUAGCCAAAUUCUUACCAGCACCAUACAGAAGAAGCUUAAUGUGUCUUCCACUCAGCUUCUCUACCAAUCUGCUCCAUUUCAAGCAGCAAUUCUAUUUCUAACAGGCCCUCUUGUGGAUCAAAUGCUUGUCAACAAAAAUGUCUUUGCCUUCAAUUACACUCCUAUGGUCUUGGUAUUCAUAGUAUUAUCUUGUAUAAUAGCUGUAUCAGUAAACUUCAGCACAUUUUUAGUGAUUGGAAAAACAUCACCAGUAACCUAUCAAGUUCUAGGGCAUCUCAAGACUUGCCUUGUUCUAGGAGUUGGCUACUUAAUAUUAAAGGACCCUUUCACUUUUAGAAACAUCAUUGGCAUUCUUGUUGCCAUUUUUGGUAUGGCCUUGUACUCUUAUUUCUGCAUUCAAGACAAUACAAACAAACAAUCAAUCAAUGGAUCCUCCAUUGCCAUCUCAGGUAAAAGACAAAGACGGUCAGCACUUUUAUUAAACGAAAAAGAGAAUAAUGAGCCUCUGAAAUCAAUAAACAAAGAUUCUGUUGUAUAAAAAUUAAGAAGUAACAUGCUUUUUUAGGCGGUGUUUGGAUCGAAGAU
Messenger RNA from Arachis duranensis, 1281 nucleotides. Its product is annotated as UDP-xylose transporter 1-like. The transcript has 8 exons. The coding region runs from base 197 to 1234 and encodes 345 amino acids. Gene Ontology annotation, molecular function: UDP-xylose transmembrane transporter activity; antiporter activity. Lineage: Eukaryota; Viridiplantae; Streptophyta; Magnoliopsida; Fabales; Fabaceae. Gene Ontology annotation, cellular component: Golgi apparatus. The record is from RefSeq and is a predicted model, not a curated record.